AUUUCCCUAGAUAGUAGAACUUAGACUUUUUUAGGAAUUCUCUAGAUGUGAUUGCAAUGAUUUCUCACAAUCAAACCACAUUCAUACUUGUUGGCUUCACCUUUAGCCCUUGGGUACAAAAUGGUGUGUUUUUACUUUUUCUACUACUUUAUUCUAUAUCAUUAACUGGAAACAUGUCAAUAAUUGCAGCCAUCUGGCUCGACAGACGUCUUCAUAUUCCCAUGUAUUUUUUCAUCACCAGCUUGGCUUUCUUGGACAUUUGGUUUAUAUCAUCCACAGUGCCCAAACUGCUCACUAUCUUGGCUUCCAGUAACAGAAAGAUUUCUUUACCUGGAUGCUUUCUACAACUUUAUUUUUAUGUUUCUCUUGGAGCUAUAGAAUUCUAUCUUUUGGCAGUCAUGUCAGUAGACCGGUAUGUGGCAAUCUGUCACCCACUGAGGUAUCAUUCAAUCAUCUCUCGUUGUGUCUGUCUUUGGUUGGUAUUAGUGUCAUGGAUAUUUGGCUUUCUUACCUUUAUCUACCCCACAGUUCUACUGUUUGGUCUGUCUUUUUGUGGACCAUAUGAAAUCAAUCAUUUUUUCUGUGACAGCUCAGCAGUGGUGGAGAUCAGUUGCUCAGAUAUAAGCCAGUUUGAUAUGUUUUUUACCAGUUUUGCUUCAGCUGUAAUUUUGGGCUCAUUCAUCCUUACUUUGAUUUCCUACUGUAAUAUUCUUAUCACUGUCCUAAUGAUACCCUCAGCCAGUGGGAAAAUCAAAGCUUUCUCCACUUGUACUUCUCAUUUCACAGUGGUCUCAUUAGCCUAUGGUAGUGCCAUCUUUAUAUAUGUACGUCCAGUGGAAAGUUCUUCUACGGACCUUAAUAAAAUUGUAGCACUUCUCAACAGUGUCCUGACACCAGUGCUCAAUCCAUUUAUAUACAGCCUGAGGAAUAAGCAGGUCCAACAAGUUUUCAGGGAUUUAGAGAAAGGUUUGCAUUUGAAAAAGUAAAUUAUAAUUUGUGAAGCUACAAAUCAAGGCAUUCCUUUUUAUUAUGCCAUCACCUAAAGUCUCUUUCAUGGGCUGCCCACAUUACAAAACUCUGUUAUGAAAACUGAACUCCAGGUAGAUGUUUCUAAAUUACCAAUGGAGGCAAUUAUGUAUUAAUCAUUAUUUGUAUUGUAAAUACAACUAUUAUAAAUACCUGUGUUAUGUGCAAUGAUUACCACUAGGGUCCUGUGUCGAGCAACUGCCCUGCUGUUUUGUAAACACAAGAGGUUGCUUGGUCAGCAAGGGUGCUAUUCAUAGAACACUUUGCAUUUUCUCAAUGAAUGCAAAGAGUUCUCUUAUUGGACAGGAAGGAGAUCGUGGCAUCACCUCCCUGCCUCUCCAUUUCAUCCAAUCAGAGAAUUUCUUGAGAAAAU
Rana temporaria (common frog) is the source of this 1399-nucleotide messenger RNA. RefSeq names its product olfactory receptor 49-like. Bases 57 to 986 code for a protein of 309 amino acids. Gene Ontology annotation, molecular function: olfactory receptor activity; G protein-coupled receptor activity. Gene Ontology annotation, cellular component: membrane. NCBI's taxonomy places the organism in Eukaryota, Metazoa, Chordata, Amphibia, Anura, Ranidae. Gene Ontology annotation, biological process: G protein-coupled receptor signaling pathway. The record is from RefSeq and is a predicted model, not a curated record. The transcript has a single exon.